Messenger RNA from Arabis nemorensis, 2562 nucleotides. NCBI's taxonomy places the organism in Eukaryota, Viridiplantae, Streptophyta, Magnoliopsida, Brassicales, Brassicaceae. The record is from the annotation of a GenBank genome assembly.
AUGGCGAAGAAGAAGAAUCCGCAGGUUUAUGUGGAUGUAUCCAUUGAUGGAGAUCCAGCUGAGACUAUGGUUUUUGAGCUUUACCCUGAAGUCGCUCCCAACACAGCAGAGAACUUCCGUGCACUAUGCACAGGGGAGAAAGGUAUCGGGCCCAAAAGUGGAAAACCUUUGCAUUACAAAGGAUCCUUUUUCCAUAGAAUACUGAAAGGUUCCUCAGCACAGGCUGGCGACUUUGUGAAUCGAGAUGGUACUGCUGGGGAAAGCAUAUACGCCGGAAAAUUUCCAGGUCGGAAGUCCAUCCUGGAUGAGUCACCGAAACUAAGGCACGAGGAGCCUGGUCUUUUAUCAAUGGCUGUGGCUGAACGUGACAAGUUGGGAUCACACUUUCACAUUACCUUCAGGCCAAAUCAGCAGCUUGAUAGAAAAAAUGUUGUUUUCGGAAAGCUUAUUCAAGGGAAAGAGAUAUUAAAAAAAAUUGAACGUGUGGGUGAUGAGGAUGGUAAACCUACUGUCAGUGUGAAGAUAAUCCGUUGUGGAGAAUAUUUUGGAGACAAGAAGAAAAGUGGCAUUGAUGAUGGUCGAAAAAGGCGAAAGCACAAGAAAUCUUCAAGAGAGAGAAGGAAGAAGAAGCGAAGACACUCUUCAUCUGAGUCUGAAAGCUCUUCGGAUUCUGAGACGGAUUCCUCGGAAUCUGAUAGUGAGUCAGAUUCAGAUUUGUCUUCAUCUUCUGACCUUAGUUUCUCGAGCCAUGAAAGGCGGAAGAAGAGAAAAAGAAGUUCAAAGAAAGAUAAGCACAAGCGGUCUAAACGGAGAGAUAAGCGCCGGGAGAAAAAGCGGAGGAUACAUGAUAAGAAACCAAAACGCAAAUCAAAAAGGUCCCCAGACAGUCUUACAGGUGAAGAAAGCAACAGUGGAAGUGAAGCUAGUUUUAGUGAUGCCAGUGUUGAUAUUGGAGCAAAAAAGAGGAAACCCAGAGUCUCUAAUAGAACAGGCAAUUCUUCACUAGAGGUGGAAAAAGAAGCCGAAUCACUUCACCAGGACAAAAGGGAGGGACCACAUAUAUUUGACAAGGAUGAUGGUGCAUCAGAACAUAUUUCUGAUAGGCAACCUGAUAUUGUUGAUGAUCAUCCUGGCAAAUCUAGCAGCCGGAGCUUGAGUCCUAAGAGGAAAGCGAGUAAGAGCACGAGUAUCAGUCCUCGGAGGAGUCAGAGUAAGAGCCCAAGCUUAAGUCCUAGAUGGAAUGUGGGCAGAAGUCCUGCCAAAGGUAACUGCCAAGUGAAGAACUUGACAAAUAGUCGAAGCGUAAGCCCAGCUAGCAAGGAGAAAGGCAGGCAUAUUAGGAGGAGCCCUACCAAAAGUGUUAGUAGAAGUCCAGUGCGGAUGAAUAGGGGAAGAGAUAUUAGUAGAAGUCCUUCAAGGAGUGUAAGCAAAAGUCCAUUGAGGAGCCCUAUCAAAAGUGUUACUAGAAGUCCAGUGUGGAUGAAAAGNGGAAGAGAUAUUAGUAAAAGUCCUUCAAGGANUGUAAGCAGAAGUCCANUGAGGAGCCCUAAAAGGGGUAUUAGCAGAAGUCCAGUGAGAAGUAGUAAUGCCAGCAGCCUUAGCAGGAGCCCUGUGAGAUCUGCUUCUCGAGGAAGCCUUGGGAGGGGCCCACUUAGAAGAUCAUCAAGAAGAUCACCUAGCAGAACUCCAGCUCGAUCUUCUAGAAGAAGCCUGAGCCAGGGUCCCAUUCGAUUAUCUAAAAGGAGUCGGAGUCCCAUUCGAUUAUCUAGAAGAAGCCUGAGCCGGAGUCCCAUUCGAUCACCUAGGAGAUCAAGGAGCAGGAGUCCGAUUCGAUCAUCUAGGAAGAGUGUGAGCAGGAGUCCCGUUCGAUCAUCUAGGAAGAGUGUGAGCAGGAGUCCCGUUCGAUCAUCUAGGAGAAGUUACAGCAGGAGUCCUCCUGUUAGAGGAAGAAUAAGAAUAAGUAGAAGUCCAAUUCAGUUGAGGAGAAGGAGUCCCCGGCUUAGGUCUCCUCCUAAUCGUAGAAGAAGUUGGUCAAGAAGUGCUUCUCCUGCUGGGCGCAUCAGGAGAGGAAGAGGAUUUAGCCAGAGAUACUCAUACGCUCGUAGAUACAGAACCACUCCAUCUCCUGAUCGAUCUCCUUACCGCUUUAGUGAAAGAAGUGACCGUGACAGCUUUCGAAGUCACAGAAGGUACUCGCCAAGACGGUUUAGGAGCCCACUAAGAGGAAGAACACCUCCAAGAUACAGAAGAAGGAGCCCUAUCCGUUAUCGCAGCAGGCGAUACAGCCGCAGCCCUAUCCGAAGCCGUUCACCUUACACAAAGAGAAGGUCACCAUCCGCUAGCCACAGUCCGAGCCCAUCAAGAUCAAGGUCAUAUUCAAAAUCUCCCAUUGGUACCAGGAAAGCAAGAUCACCAUCGAAAUCAAGAUCAGUGUCGAGAUCACCAUCGAAAUCAAGAUCAGUGUCGAGGUCACCAUCAAAGGCCAGGUCUCCAUCAAAGUCUAGUUCGUCAUCCUCGGGUAGUAGCUCAGGCGGGAAGAAGNGAUUAGUAGCCUAUGAUUAA